This is a messenger RNA of Oikopleura dioica, 1245 nucleotides long. The record is from the annotation of a GenBank genome assembly. Lineage: Eukaryota; Metazoa; Chordata; Appendicularia; Copelata; Oikopleuridae.
AUGUUGAGAAUAUCAACUGUUCUGGUCAGAGGAUCUGGCUUCUUGUCGUUGAUUUUUCUUUUUCUCUCGGCAGAGCACGCGGCGAAGAGUAUCAGUUAUGCCGUGACGAAGAGGCCGAAAGAACUGCUGCUAGAAUUGGGGCAGAUUGAAAAAGACUUGGGACUGCAGAUUGACAGAGACAUCGCGUACACACUCGAGCAUGGAGGACUGGUCGAAGGAGCAAAUUCAGCGUACAAAGGAGUCUUGUUUCAUUUGGAACGAGUGCUGCACAUCAUUCCCCAAGCUGACGAAAUCGAGGAGCAUCACGCUGAGCCAACAAAAGCUCCAAAAUUAGAAAAUACUGGAAAAGCAAAGUCUGAAGAAGCAAUCGAGAAAGAGGAAGAAGAGGAUUUAUCUGACCCGUCGGUUUUUCCGGAAGAAUCAACUUACGGCCCAGAAGUUUUGCACCCUCACAAUUAUAAAUGGCUCCUGAAUCCAGUCAACAAAUGCAAGCGAGAAAAACCUCUUUUCGUUGUUUUAAUUAGAAGCCAAGAAGCAAACUAUCAGCUCCGAGAAGCAAUCAGAAAGACGUGGUGUUCAAGAGAAGAGAAGUCAUCAACCUUCAGCUGCGUUUUUCUUGUCGGACGAGAUCAUACGCUGCCCAAAGAGAAGAUCAAGCUCGAGUACAGCCAUUAUCACGACAUCUUGAUGGAAGACUUUGAAGACGGCAAAGACAUCGAAAAAGUUCUGAUGGGACUCCGCUGGGUAGAAAAAUAUUGCAAGCAGCCCAAAUACCUGCUGAAAACAAACGAUGAUGUCUGGGUCAACAUCGAUCGCUUCAACGACUACUUCGAAUCCAACACUAUCGACGAGCACUUCUUUGGGGGGAAAUGUGUGAUGGAGUUUCCAGACAGAAAUCGAAAAUCGAAAAAAUAUAUUUCAGAAGAAGAAUAUCCCGCGAAUCAUUAUCCAGCUUCCUGCAGAGACAGUGGAUAUUUGAUGACAACGGAUCUCGCCGGUAAAAUAUUCGAAAAAUCGCUGGAGGUGGUUCCUCCAGUCAAAUUUGAGGACAUUUACUUCGGCUUCGUUCUUCAUGCUCUUGGGCUCUUCACACGUUCAACCUCCGGAUUCGACUUUGGUAAAUUUCUUCUUCAACGAUCCUGCGAGUACAAAACCAACGCGUUCACGAUCACCAUUGCCGGCCAAAAUCUCCAGUCAAAGACAAACAAUCUCCAACAACUUCACGAGCGAAUACUCAAGUGUUAA